This is a messenger RNA of Thlaspi arvense, 780 nucleotides long. The record is from the annotation of a GenBank genome assembly. NCBI's taxonomy places the organism in Eukaryota, Viridiplantae, Streptophyta, Magnoliopsida, Brassicales, Brassicaceae.
AUGGAGAAGAUCAUAUCAGGCUGUCCUGCUCUUGAAGAUCUUACAUUGAUUAGGUCUAUGGAUAAUUGGUAUCUAGAGGUUCCGCAGCUUCUGUCCGUGAGGUCUAGGUCCCUUAAAAGUUUUAUUAUCAUUUUCGACGUUGCGUAUGGUAGGGCUGGUACAGAUUACUCGGUUGAGAUUGAUGCUCCAAGACUCGAGUAUUUGAGUUUGAGUGAUAACCAAUCUGAUGUGAUUGUAGUGAAGAACUUGACUUCUUUAUUUAUGAUCCAUAUUGAUACCGAGUUCAACGUUAAGUUUGGCGGCAUUCAAUUGUCACCAGCCAAGAGAGAUGCUAUCCGUGAUUUUCUCACCGGUGUUUCAGGUGUCUUCUAUCGAUAUCCCUAUCUAUGGCCAUUUCCCAAUUUCGGUAACUUGUAUCGUUUGGAAGUUGCGUUCUGUAGCUUCACGUUACAAUUUUUGCCAGUUUUUCUUGAAAGCUGUCCUCGUCUGAAAGAACUCAUCCUGGACUUUGCUUUUUCGGUGCCGGACAAGAGAACUAAACUUCGCUAUGUGCCUCAGUGUUUAAUAUCUACUCUGGAGUGUGUUGAGAUUAACAAUGUGAUUAUGUGGGAGGAAACUGGGAUUGAACUCAUGAAUUACUUUCUUGAGAAGUCAGCAGUACUCAAGAAACUUUCUGUGAGUUUCACAGGUUCUUCUAUCACCAACCAAGAGCGACAUACCUACAUGGACCUUGUAGCAUCCACCAGGCGUUCUGGCGAAUGUCAGGUUUUCGCAUAUUGA